This is a messenger RNA of Cinclus cinclus, 1639 nucleotides long. It is a transcript of the gene BSG, whose product is annotated as basigin (Ok blood group). Bases 1 to 834 code for a protein of 277 amino acids. Gene Ontology annotation, cellular component: plasma membrane; axon. Gene Ontology annotation, molecular function: cell-cell adhesion mediator activity. The record is from RefSeq and is a predicted model, not a curated record. The transcript is spliced from 7 exons. Gene Ontology annotation, biological process: homophilic cell-cell adhesion; axon guidance; dendrite self-avoidance. Lineage: Eukaryota; Metazoa; Chordata; Aves; Passeriformes; Cinclidae.
AUGGCGGCGGGCGCGGCGGGAACCCGCGCGGUCCUGGCGCUGCUCGUCUUGUGCUCGAUGGCCGCCGGCGCCGCGGGGACAACUGGUUUUAUAAAGUCACCGCUGUCUCAAAAGAGACUGACUCAGGACAGCGUGGAGUUGUACUGCGAGGCGAUUGGCAAUCCCAUCCCUGAGAUCCAGUGGUGGUUUGAGGGGAACGACCCCAAUGAGACCUAUGCUCAGCUCUGGGAUGGCGCACGGCAGGACCGUGUCAAAAUCAACGCCACCUACAACCUGCACUCUACCAGCACCAUCUCCAUCGCCAACCUCACGGGCGACGACUCGGGCAUGUAUGAGUGCCGGGCUAGCAACGACCCCGACCGCAACCACUUGUCGAAGAGCCCCAAAGUCAAGUGGAUCCGUUCCCAGGCGAACGUUUUUGUCAUCGAACGUCCAGAAAUUGCUGCUCAUGUCAUUGAGAGUCCUGGCAAGCUGAUCCUCAGCUGUAACAUGUCUGCACCACACCCCCCCAUCACAGGCCACAAGUGGAUGCACGGGGGGAACAUCCUGGAGGAGGACGAGAACACGGGGGCUUCUACCACCUACACAAUCGAUGGCCAGAGGAGCUCUACCCUCCCCAGUUUAAAGUGGUGGUGGAAUGACUGCCUGGAAUGCAGCUCUCACUGCUUUAAGGGGAGGCAGAGGUCACUUUGUAUGUCCUCUUUCCUGACUGUUUUUUGUUUUCUCUUUCUGUGCUGUCCUGAAUGUGAAGAUGAUGAUGGAGGCUCUGCACCACUGAAGAGCAAUGCCACGAACCACAAGGACAAGAACGUCCGCCAGAGAAACGCAAACUAAGAGCUGGGCCAGGUGAUGUGUAGAUGAAGAGCUCGUCUGGACAAUUUUGUUUUCUUUUAAUUUUUUGGUAAAAUAGCACCAUGGAAUAUUCUAGUGCGUCCUUGCGAUUCAGUUACUUCACUUUCUAAGGAAACUUAAGUUGUAGAAUAUAAAAUACUUUUUUUUUUUUUUUUAAAGAGUCGUGGGAGGGUUUUUCUACCUGUAAAUGUAAAUCCUUUGUUCCUGGUAGUGUAGGUCUCUGGCUGUCUCUGUCCUAGGUUAUUUCAUGUUGGUACAGAGUGGGGAGCGGGGGGGUGGGAGUGCAGCUGUGUCCCACCUGCUUGUGGGGGUGAGGGAGGAGCUGCUUUGGUGGCUGUUGGGGCAUGACCUGAUCUGACCAGAGGGGUCAGGAAGGUUCUGUGUCUUUCCCAGUGCGUCACCAGGAGCAAGGCUGCACCUUUCCCUGACAAAGGGCUCGUUCCUGGCAUGUUCCUGUGGGGCAGAUUCCCAGUCAGCUCCUGCUGAGCUGUUCUUGGUUAGUCUGAAACAGGCAGCCAGGAGCUGGAUGCUGGAUAAAUGAUUGCUGUAACUUAUUCCAUGGGUUGUUCAUGUCUCUGCAGUGGGGAGGGGCAGGGUGAGCCGGGGGUGAUUUUAAGGUUUAACAGCGUGUGCUUGUGCUUGAGCCAGCACGGUGUGUGUGUGAUGUGGGGGCCUGUGAGCAGACAAGUGCUCAGGGGAAUCUAACACCUUUACUGCUGGGUAACAUUGAACUGUUCCAUCUGUUAACACUUCACAAAUAAAGAUGAUUCCUCUCUCGUUUUUUCCA